This is a messenger RNA of Ostertagia ostertagi, 702 nucleotides long. Lineage: Eukaryota; Metazoa; Nematoda; Chromadorea; Rhabditida; Trichostrongylidae. The record is from the annotation of a GenBank genome assembly.
AUGACAACAUUACAGGAGUUUGAAAGUGUGAUGUAUGGGAAAAAACAGAAAGCUCCCAGAUGGAAGGAUUGUACUUCUCGCACAUUGCAAAGAAUGAAAUUCGCUGCAGGAGCCAUCUACGUGAGUACUGCGUUUGAUCAGUCAUCAAAGAAUACAACUUUGGACAUGGUCGAGGACUUUCGGGAGUCCUUUCAAGAGAUGCUUACUGAGAACACUUGGAUGGACGAAAAAACGAAGAAGAGUGCUAUUCAAAAAUCUCUGGAGAUGCUGAGUCAGAUCGCGUAUCCGGACUUCAUUCUCAACGGCAAGGAACUGGACAACCAUUACGACAACUUCUCCGUUAGCGAAAACGACUCGUACAGCGACAUGGUAGAAAAGAUAUCACGAUGGGACAUCGAAUUUGACUUCAAACGUCUCAUCAAACCUGUCGAACGAGAUGAGUACGACUUCAACGCUGCGGUCGUCAAUGCUUACUACGCACCCGACGUCAAUGCAAUACAGUUUCCAGCCGCCAUCUUGCAAGCGCCAUACUUUGAUCACAGCUUCCCAAAAGCGCUCAACUAUGGUGGUAUUGGAACGGUGAUUGGACAUGAAACUACUCAUGGAUUUGAUGAUGAAGGCAGUGACUCUAGUUUCUUCUAUAUUGCAAAUUCGCAAAGGCGUCAACCUAUAAAUAGAGGACGAAGAAUAUGGGGAAGAUGA